Molecule: messenger RNA, 1329 nt
Organism: Coffea eugenioides
Lineage: Eukaryota; Viridiplantae; Streptophyta; Magnoliopsida; Gentianales; Rubiaceae
Product: probable glucan endo-1,3-beta-glucosidase A6
Exons: 2
Coding region: 79-1329 (416 amino acids)
Biological process (GO): carbohydrate metabolic process
Cellular component (GO): plasma membrane
Molecular function (GO): hydrolase activity, hydrolyzing O-glycosyl compounds
Source: RefSeq, a predicted model, not a curated record
AGCAAGAUAGGGAUAAAUUAUGGUUUGAAUGGAGACAAUUUGCAAUCUAUACAUCAUUCAAUCAACCUUCUUCAAAGCAUGAAUGCCAGUCGAGUGAAGAUUUAUGAUGCUAAUCCUGAAGUACUUAAACUGCUGUCUGGAACAAAGCUUCAAGCCUCAAUCAUGAUUCAGGAUGGACUUAUCCCAGAUAUCGCUUCAGAUCAAUCAAUUGCAGAUCAAUGGGUAAGAGAUAACAUUCUUGCUUAUUACCCUCAAACAAUGAUCCGCUUUGUACUAGUUGGAAAUGAAAUCCUAAGCAGCAAUAAUACAUUGCUAUGGUACAACCUUGUACCUGCCAUGGUAAGGAUUCAUAACUCAAUCAAGGCACAAAAUAUUCAGAACAUCAAAGUUGGGACGCCAGUAGCCAUGGACAUCUUGGAAUCAACAUUUCCACCUUCCAGUGGGAAAUUUAGGCCUGAAAUUCUCAACCAUCAGGUGAUGGUACCACUGCUGAGUUUCUUGAAUAAAACCAGAUCGUUUUUCUUUGUUAAUGUCUUCCCUUAUUUUUCAUGGUCUGAAAACCCCACGAACUUAAGCCUGGAUUUUGCAUUGUUCACGGCUAAAAAUUCAUCGUACACAGAUCCAGAGAGUGGUUUGAUCUACACAAACCUCCUGGAUCAGAUGCUUGAUUCGGUUCUGUUUGCAGCUCGAAAGUUAGGCUUCGAUAAUAUUUCCCUAGCAAUAUCAGAGACUGGUUGGCCUAAUGCGGGUGACAUUGAUCAACCUGGUGCAAAUAUACACAAUGCAGCCAUUUAUAAUCGAAACCUUGUCCGCAAAGUUACUGCAACACCACCAAUAGGGACACCAGCUCAACCUGGCGUGGUCAUUCCCACCUUCAUAUUUUCCCUAUAUGAUGAGAACCGAAAAUUUGGUCCAGGGACUGAAAGGCACUGGGGGCUGCUGCAGCCAAAUGGGCUGCCAAAUUAUGAGAUAGACCUGACUGGAGUGCAAAGUGAAAGUAACUACCCCACCUUGCCACAGCCUACAAAUAACAAGCCAUUCAAGGGAAAGAUAUGGUGUGUGGUGGCGCCUGGUUCAAGGAUAACGGACUUAGGGCCCGUUUUGAAUUCAGUGUGCAAAGAAGAUAAUGGAGCAUGUGAUGCUCUUGCACCAGGGAAGGAAUGUUAUGAACCUGUUUCUCUUGUUGCUCAUGCUAGUUAUGCAUUUAGCUCAUACUGGGCUAAGCAUAGAGACAGUGCUGGUGCAACUUGCUAUUUCAAUGGUUUUGCUGAGCAAACCACCAGGGAUCCAAGCCAUGGACCGUGCAAAUUCCCAAGUGUGUCUCUCUAG